AUGUUGACAAGAGUUAUAGCAUUUUUUACUCUUACCGUUUUGGUGUCGGCGGGUAGGUCGCCUAAUGCCGAUUAUAUUGAGGAGUUAGUGAAAGCCAACGCUUUCGGACCUUACAUCUCAGAUAAUGUUUUAGAAGACGCCACUCUUGAUCUCAAGGAUUUAGUGCGCAAGUACAACUAUCCUUUUGAAGAAUAUAAUGUGAUUACUGAAGACGGAUAUGUUUUGGGACUGCACCGUAUUCCUCAUGGCCGGGAUAGGAACAACAGCCCAGGGAACAAGCCAGUGGUAUUCCUUAUGCAUGGAUUAUUGUCAUCUUCCGCAGAAAACGUUUUUAUGGGACCCGGAAGUGGUUUGGCCUACAUUCUAGCUGAAGAAGGCUAUGAUGUUUGGAUGGGUAAUGCACGUGGAACACAUUUUUCAAGAAGAAAUUUGCUUUUAAACCCUGAUGAUCGUACUAACACUAUUUUCUGGAGAUUCUCUUGGGAUGAUAUCGGUUCUAAGGACUUGCCAGCUAUGAUCGACUUCACACUGUCACAUACAAAGCAGGAAAAAUUGCAUUAUGUGGGAUUUUCUCAGGGCACUACAUCUUUUUGGGUGUUGGCUUCUUUGAAACCCGAGUAUAAUAAGAAAAUCAUUUCAAUGCAAGCGAUGGCACCCGUCGCAUACAUGGCUAAUAAUAACAUUGGUUUAUUUAAAAUUUUGGCUCCUUAUUCAAAACAAGUGACUGACCUACUGGCAUCGAUUGGCAUCAAUGAGAUAUUUCCCAGAAGUAAAGUUAUAACAAGUAUUGGACAACUUUUUUGCAGUGAUGGUAGACCAACACAGUUUAUAUGCGCUGAAUUUUUAUACGUAAUAGCAGGGAAGAAUCCAGAUCAGCUUAAUAUGACUAUGCUGCCGGUGUUAAUGGGACAUUUGCCAGGGGGUGCCGCUAUGAGGCAACUGACUCACUAUCUCCAGUCAAUAGAUGGAAAGGAGUUUAGACGUUAUGAUCACGGAGCAGUUUUAAACCUUUUAGAGUAUGGUUCAAUAACUCCGCCACGAUAUGACUUAUCAAAAGUCGACGCUCCAGUUUUCUUACAUUACUCCCAAGCUGAUCCUUUAGCCGAAGUGCCAGAUGUGGAGAGAUUAUAUUCAGAGUUAGGAAACGUUUUAGGAAAAUAUAGAAUUGAACAACCGACCUUUAGUCACAUUGACUUCGUUUGGGGAAUUGACGCCAAAACAUUGGUAUUUAAUAGACUUAUUAAUGCAAUGAAGUCAAUGGACUAG
This is a messenger RNA of Danaus chrysippus (African queen), 1266 nucleotides long. Lineage: Eukaryota; Metazoa; Arthropoda; Insecta; Lepidoptera; Nymphalidae. The record is from the annotation of a GenBank genome assembly.